This is a messenger RNA of Erythranthe guttata (spotted monkey flower), 2586 nucleotides long. RefSeq names its product Leucine-rich repeat protein kinase family protein. Gene Ontology annotation, molecular function: protein kinase activity; protein binding; ATP binding. Gene Ontology annotation, biological process: protein phosphorylation. NCBI's taxonomy places the organism in Eukaryota, Viridiplantae, Streptophyta, Magnoliopsida, Lamiales, Phrymaceae. The record is from RefSeq and is a predicted model, not a curated record.
AUAAAAUAAAUAAAAAAUUAUUACAAAAAAAAAAGAAAAAAAGAAAAAAAGAAGGGUGAAAGAAUUCCUAGUUCUAUGAUAAUUGGUGUUCUUGCACUCAACCCAAAAGAACAGUGUAAUAAAGAACAAAAAGAAAACCUUCUGCUUCUGCUUCUUGCUUCUUGUUUCUUGUGUGCUUUCCUUUACAAAAAAAAAAAGGAAAAAAUCACACCUUUUUGACCCGGAUCCGACCCAAUUCAAACUCUGGUAGCUCCAUUUCAAAAGCCCAUUUCAAGAAUCUCACACUACCUUUUUCCCUUCAGACAGACACCAUUCUCGGACCCUUCAAAUCUUUCUCCCUUUUGAUAUGUAAUAAAAUGUCUAUAUAUAUUUUGUCUCUCACCUUUUGUUCCAGAAAAAGAUCCCUUCUUUAAUUUGAAUUAUGUACAACUACUAGUUCAAAAUAAUAAUAAAUACUCCAUAGCCAACCAACAAAGAAGAAAGAAAAAGAUAAAAACCCAGUCUUGAAUUAAUGGAGAAGCUCCAUUUCUUGGCCGGAGUUUUACUCCUCCUGUCACAAACCCACCGCAGCAGCCUCGCCGGAGCAGAAGAAACCCUUCUCGAAACCGACAAGCAAGCACUGCUCGACUUCUCUUACAACCUCCGCCAUUCGCGGCCUUUGAACUGGAACUCGCAGCUCCCGGUCUGCAAGAACUGGACCGGAAUCACCUGCAGCGAAGAUGGGAGCAGAGUAACCUCGGUCCGGCUACCCGGGUUCGGGUUUCAGGGACCCAUUCCGGAUAAUACCCUGACCCGGUUAUCGGCAUUGCAGAUCUUGAGCCUCAGAUCCAACGAUAUUAACGGCUCCUUCCCUCUCGAUUUCGGUAACCUUAAAAACCUAACCUUUAUUUAUCUUCAGCACAACAAUUUCUCCGGCAAUUUACCUCUAGACUUCUCUGUUUGGAAGAACUUAACCAUAGUUAACUUGUCCGGUAACCGGUUCAACGGUAGCGUCCCUCCGUCGUUGUCGGGUUUGAGUCGGCUCAUUGCACUUAAUCUUGCUAACAACUCACUCUCCGGUGAGGUGCCCGAUUUGAACUUACCGAAUUUGCAGCUUCUUGAUUUGUCCAACAAUAACCUUGUCGGUAGUGUGCCUCAAUCGCUUCGUAGGUUUCCGAAGUCUGCGUUUUACGGUAAUAACGAGUCUUUGUUGGAUUACACGUUCGUUAGUUCGCCUAUCGUUUUAGCUCCGCACGAACACGGUUCGAGAAACGGGAAAUUGAGCGAACGGGCUUUGCUCGGAAUAGUCAUAGCUAGUUCGUUUCUUGGUCUUCUCGGUUUCGGUUUUCUAUUGCUCGUUUGCGUUCUGCGAACGAAAACGGUUGAGGGUUUUUCCGGGAAAUUGGAGAAGGGGAAUAUGUCGCCCGAGAAAGCGAUUUCUCGAAGCCAGGAUGCGAGUAAUAAGUUGGUUUUCUUCGAGGGGUGUAACUAUGCGUUCGAUUUGGAGGAUUUAUUGAGGGCUUCCGCUGAAGUUUUGGGGAAGGGUACUUUUGGAACUGCUUAUAAGGCGAUAAUGGAAGAUGCUACAAAUGUGGUGGUGAAGAGAUUGAAAGACGUGAGUGUCGGAAAACGGGAUUUCGAGCAGCAAAUGGAUUUAAUCGGAAGUAUUAAACACGAGAAUGUGGUCGAGCUUAGGGCUUAUUAUUACUCCAAAGACGAGAAGCUUAUUGUUUACGAUUACUUCAGUCAAGGAAGUGUCGCUUCUCUCUUACACGGAAAACGAGGAGAAAACCGAACACCUCUAAAUUGGGAAACCCGUCUAAAUAUAGCCAUCGGUGCAUCAAAAGGUAUAGCACGCAUCCACGAAGAAAACGGGGGUAAAUUAGUCCACGGAAAUAUCAAAUCAUCAAACGUAUUUCUAAACUCCCGACAACUCGGCUGCAUUUCCGAUAUCGCCCUUUCCGCAAUAAUGAGCGCAUUAGCCCCACCGGUAGCCCGUGCCGCGGGCUAUCGCGCACCGGAGGUGGUGGAUACACGCAAAGCCACGCAACCCUCCGAUGUGUACAGCUUCGGUGUGAUACUGCUCGAGCUUCUGACGGGCAAAUCGCCCGUCCACACGAUCAACGGUGGAGAUGAGAUCGUGAAUCUGGUGAGGUGGGUCCACUCGGUUGUGAGAGAAGAGUGGACGGCGGAGGUUUUCGACGUGGAGCUGCUGAGGUGUCCGAAUAUCGAGGAGGAGCUGGUGGAGAUGCUGCAGAUUGCGAUGGGGUGCGUGGUAAGAGCGGCGGACCGGCGGCCGAAGAUGGCUGAUGUGGCGAGGAUGAUCGAGGGUGUACGGAAAGUUGAGGGCGUUUCGGACAUUUCACACGUCGGUGCGUAAGUGGGUCUGGGGGUUUGUUUGGUUCACCACCUUGGUGGACCCUAGAGACAAAGGAUGUAGUUUUUUUUAAGGUAAGAACAGAAUAGAUUAAUUGUUUGUUAUUUUUAAUAUCAUCUCUCUUGAAUGCAUAUUAUAUAUGCACGUGUAUUGUGUGUAUGUGUUUUUUUUAUUAUUUUCAUUAUUGAAUCUUGUGUAAUGAAUGAUAUUCAUGUUGUUCUUACAUUUGU